CGUGAUAAUGAACGCACUCGUCCGUCUGCUGUUGGGUCAUCAGAGCCUGUGGUGGCCAACGAAAGGUGCGUUUUAGGCGUGUACGUAAUGCCACUAGAGAUAACGGUCGAGUCAAUAGGGCCUACUCCCUCUUCGUAG
Acaulospora colombiana is the source of this 138-nucleotide messenger RNA. The record is from the annotation of a GenBank genome assembly. Lineage: Eukaryota; Fungi; Glomeromycota; Glomeromycetes; Diversisporales; Acaulosporaceae.